Molecule: messenger RNA, 707 nt
Organism: Tuber aestivum (summer truffle)
Lineage: Eukaryota; Fungi; Ascomycota; Pezizomycetes; Pezizales; Tuberaceae
Source: the annotation of a GenBank genome assembly
AUGUCGGCCCCCCGGUGUACCCUCAUAGAUACUCUCCCUGUUCUAGCGGCUGUACCCAGAACAAUCUUAGAUGUGCCCAGUUUCCCCCCUCCUCUUUACAUAGACCUUGAAGGAAAAACCUCAGGCAUGAGGGCACGAUAUCUAUCAUGUAGAUGCACAUCCUUACUCAAAACCGUACCUACUUUCUCGACAUAACAACUCUCGGAUGGGGGGCCUUUCUGCCCGGGGAAAGCAACGAAGCGGGAAAUCUCAAGACGGCCCCCGGGCCACCAUCUAUCACCAAAUGCCUAUGUGAUGUGCAUAAUGAUUCGGGCGCUCUAUUCAACCUACACGAUAUCUCCCAUCAAGGCAUGCAAGGCAUUCAAGUGAUGAAUUACGCUACAGGAGAGGUCCGAAAUGGAGUAUUCAGGAGAGGAAACCUCGUUAUGGGGCUGGCGAAACGCAUUGCCACGGGUUCCAGACUGAGCGGAGAUGCACCGGGGGGUUUCUGGAGGAAGAAGAGGGGGGAAGGGAGGAUUUUCAAUCCGAAACUCGUGGGAAGUUUCGCGGUGUUUGCUGAAAGGCCUUUAAGGGAUGAUGUGAUGGAGUCCUAUGUGGGGGAUGUGGUUCACCUGCUACCUUUACGGCGAAAGUAUAAUGGUAUCCUAGAGGGUGAAGGUCGGCUCGGGGGUAAAGUUCAAAGUGCAACUUUGGGGAGACUACCGUAG